Messenger RNA from Panicum virgatum (switchgrass), 1149 nucleotides. RefSeq names its product DNA-directed RNA polymerase III subunit 2-like. The coding region runs from base 46 to 1149 and encodes 367 amino acids. NCBI's taxonomy places the organism in Eukaryota, Viridiplantae, Streptophyta, Magnoliopsida, Poales, Poaceae. Gene Ontology annotation, molecular function: ribonucleoside binding; DNA binding; DNA-directed RNA polymerase activity. The transcript has 13 exons. The record is from RefSeq and is a predicted model, not a curated record. Gene Ontology annotation, biological process: DNA-templated transcription. Gene Ontology annotation, cellular component: RNA polymerase III complex.
GUUAUUGGGUUACUUUCUAAUGAUUUUUCUCUUUUUCAGUGUGCGAUGGGUAAGCAAGCUAUGGGAAAUAUUGCAUAUAAUCAGUUGUUCAGGGCAGAUUCGCUACUCUACUUACUGGUGUAUGCACAAAGUCCACUGCUAACAACAAAAACAAUUGAGUUGGUGGGAUACGACAAGCUUGGUGCUGGGCAGAAUGCCACUGUUGCUGUCAUGGGUUAUAGUGGAUAUGAUAUUGAAGAUGCAAUUGUAAUGAAUAAAUCAUCCCUUGAUCGAGGUUUUGGUUGUUGCAUAGCAAUGAAAAAGUAUACAGUUAUGAUGGGGAACUAUGGAGAUGGUGUCUCUGACAGGAUUGCUAAACCACAAAGAGAUAAAGAUGGUGUUUUGUUGAAACAGAAUAUGCGGGCACUUGAUGAGGAUGGUAUUGCUGCACCUGGCCAAAUAAUUCGCAAUCAUGAUGUCUAUGUGAACAAGCAAAGUCCCACAAAUUUAGAUAGAAGAGGUGCUGGUGCAUUGUUAAAAGAUAUGGACUACAAGGGCUCACCAGCCAUUUACAAAGGUGUUGAUGGCGAGACUACUGUUGUAGAUCGUGUAAUGCUUUGUUCAGAUACAAAUGAGAAACUGUCUAUUAAGUGCAUUAUCCGCCAUACAAGGAGGCCAGAGGUUGGUGAUAAAUUUAGUAGCAGACAUGGGCAGAAAGGUGUUUGUGGUACCAUUGUUCAGCAGGAGGACUUCCCCUUUUCUGAGAGGGGAAUAUGCCCUGAUUUAAUUAUGAAUCCACAUGGAUUCCCUAGUCGAAUGACUAUAGGUAAAAUGAUUGAACUUAUUGGUGGAAAGGCUGGUUUGUCUUCUGGUCGAUUCCAUUAUGGCAGUGCAUUUGGUGAACCAAGUGGUAAUGCUGAUAAAGUUGAAGACAUAAGCAAUACUCUAAUCAAACAUGGCUUCAGCUAUAACGGAAAAGAUUUCUUGUACUCAGGUAUUCUAGGUCAUCCUCUGGAGGCAUACAUCUUCAUGGGUCCAAUCUACUAUCAGAAACUGAAGCACAUGGUUCUUGAUAAGAUGCAUGCUCGAGCUAGUGGACCAGGCAGCCUACUGAAGGGCGAAGUCGCGAUGGAGGUCUCCGUCUUGGUGAAAUGGAGCGUGAUUGUUUGA